GAUGAAUUACCUCGUCUAUCAAGACAACAACUUGUUUCAAGAAUUUUCAUCUGGGAUCUACUGAAAACACUUGUGAUUGAAGGUGAGCUCUUCGAUUAGAUAAGAACAGUCUCGUCUGCGUAUCAAUCUUCCACUUCUACUGCUAAGCAAUAGCAACCACAACGGCAAGAUGAAAUCUGUCGGAAAGAAGCGAGACAAGCGCACGGCGGCGAAGCGCGUAAAGCGAGAAGAGGUAAAUAUAUCUUCUGUUUUGAUGCUACUUCACCUCGAGAAUGAGUUCUUCCAUUAAGGAUUGGCAAUGUGAGUUUUUCCUUCGUCAAAAACCUUGUACUGACGGACUAAGUCGGUCUCCAUCUUCAGGAAAGCUGCGGCAGUGCGGGUCAGGCUGAUUUUGUGGAUCAUCAGGCCGAUUUCAUGGGCGAAAAGAAGCUAGAGAUGGGAGCAUCCAGCGACGAAAAUGUAUCUCGCGACGAGAUCGUGACAGCCUCGCCGACGCCGACUGCAGAGCAAGAGGGUUUGGACACGCUGCUUAUGAAGACUCAUUUCUUUUGGACAUUUUUCUCGCGUAUGUUGCUUAGAAGUAGUAGUUAUGUCAACAGCGCACCAUAGAUAAGAAUAACACCAAGAGGGACGGCAUCAUCUCUAAUCAUUGAGUCGGGUAUGACUGUGAAGUUAGGAACAGGUUACCUUUGUGUCAUUUUGACUCGAAGUCCUCAAAAAUAAAGGUAUUGGAAGAAUAUUACUCAAUGAAGAAGACCCCCUUCGCCUUCUGGAGAUAUAUCAUCAAUCGCUAAAACGUCGUACGGACAAGAGACAAAAACGACGAAGAUCCCCCUCAUAGUGGCCCUGGUUGUGCUCGUCGUUUUGGUGUCGGCUCUUUGGUAUCUCUGCAUCUCCAGCGCUUUCAUGCCAAACAACUUAUGAACAAGAACUUAGUUUUUAAUCUAAAAAAUGGGUUGAUGUUUCUUUACGUGAUAAGCAGUAAGAGCAUCGCUCGAAGUAAGUGUAAAUGAAGAUGCAGCUGGUUUUGUGCGUUGUCCACGCUUCGAUCAGGUAUAAUUCCAGAACAACCAUUACAACAGCGCAUGUAAUAUAGUUACAGCUCAGGGAAUCGGUGAGCUGAGACAUGCCAGUCUUGGGGUUGUCCGUGAUCGCUCAGAGGGUGGCGCCUCUGAGCGUGAGAUGCCGGGAGGCCUGAUCGCAGGGGGUGCUCAAGAUCAGGCCCCUGACCCUCUCUGCCCGUCGAGGGUAAGCUCAUCGGCUUCUUCAUUUAUUACCUCUGUUCAUUCCCUUCCCAAUUUCUGCUCUCUUCCCUCUACCGAAACUCCCACAAUCAAAACUUUCGGAAGCGUCCGAGUGUAUUUGUGUAGUGCUAAGUUAGGAGUUUAAUAAAGAUUCUUUCAUUGACUAAUCCACAUCCACUAUUCGUCUAGAAAAACAGCAUUACAGUUAAGUAUGUUUACUUGUGGCUUCCUCUCUACUGCUACAACAGAUUGAUAGUACACUACACUGAUAGAUUAUAGUGCUUUUUGGCAGAAAUCAUGAAUCACUUGACAAGGAGUUUUUAUCUGUAGUACUCAAUUGAAUCAAAAAGAUUUUGGUCGUCUCGUCUAACACAAACACAUGUUGUGAGCAGUGAAGACAGAAUUGCGGAAGGCAAGUCGAAGAAGUUUUUCCCUCGCAGCCAAGGUGCUGCGGACCAAUCUCUGACUUCACCUGACUUGAAGACGGCAAUUCAUACCAGCACCAGUGCAGUGUUAUGAUGCGGAGCACUAUUUUCAUCGAGUAGAUGAACCACAACCAAGUGCUAGCGAUUGCAACUGGACUAGUCUAAGAAAAGAAAAAGGCCACUAAUCAAAAAAGGAGAUGGAAGUACACUAGAGGACUAAAGAACAGGCGCGUCUGCUUCUAUUGUAAGACAUAUUUGUCGAAGUCGAGGUGAUUUAUUCAUUACAUGAGUAAAAGAAUGAAUAAUUUGAAUAAGAAAGAUUAAGAGUAGGCGAACUAACGUAGACACGCAGAGCCCGCCUUCCUUAAAUGGGUAACGGGAGGCAGAGCGCUGCCAAGUAACAACAUGGCGCCACUGCGUGGCGCGAGAGAGGUGAGCCCAUGCCUUCCGCUUCCUUCUGUUGUAUGGGGCGCCACUAUUGUUCUGAUAGAGCGACAAGCUUGGGGAAAGAUGGGAAACCCUGCCCAAGUUGGAUCUCUGUGGCGAGGACACUAGGCCGCCUUCUUUUGCGAGACAUUCUCACUUUUGCGAGCGCUUCGCCAUGAAGUCACGCGACGGACUGCCCUUGUGAGUCCCGCCGACUCUACCGCAGAAGCAGUGGCGCUAAAAAUCUAAGCCGGCCCCUUGGGUGCGACGUAGUUCGCCGGCUUGGCCCGGAUGCCGCGCCCUUUUGGUCCCCCUUGGCCGCGACUGCUUUGGGCGACCGGGUUCGCCUCUGCUUCGCGCUUUCUUGUGUUACGGCGCGACCUACUGCGACCAAACUAACACUCGAGGACCAAUUGGGCUCCGCGUGUGACUCUCGGGCUGCGUGAUUGAUGUUGGAGCACCUCCAGGCUUCCUACAGUAACUAACUAACUAACUAGAAGGCGCGAAGGGUCAUUGCCUGUAGUGUCUAACACGGACACCGUUCUUGCUUCAGACCGAAGCUCGAGUGGCCGCAGUGCAACCUGAUGGAAAUAUUGCUGGCGACAAAAAUGGGGCCUGGAAAAAGACGGAGAAAGGGGAAGACAAGAAACAUGCCGAGCAAAUUGCUGGGGAAUUAGUGCCAAUGAUUUGGCAGAUGCCGCCUGAGGAACUUUAUGACGGAAAAUCUUUUUCAUUUGAGUCGGGAGUCAUAAAUUGCUGAACCUAAAAAAAAUUGUCAAGAUGAAUUGAGGGUAAGGAACGCAGGCUACCGGAGACGCCAGCUGUGUGAAUGCUCCUUGCUAUCUGCAAGCUGGUGUAGUCUAGCACGUGACGUACCUACACGACGGGAGUGGUAAUAAAUGCGAUGAUAAUGCUGGCCUUCGCAGAGCUUGUGACUCCGUGAGUCAAUUAAUGUUUUUGCUAGCGAAUGUUGUACAGCAUAGAGUUUGAUCGUUUGUUUGUUUGUUUGUUUGUUUGUAUGUAUGUAUUGAUGCGCACCGGGCAAGGCAACGCAUCCCGCCGGAUUUCUUUGUGCUUCGUGUGUUUUGUGCUAUCGUCGCCGUUGCGAUUAUGGUCUGUCUAGCCUUCUUGGCCGCGCGUUGCCUUCUCGGUCGUUCCCGCCCGCUAGAGUGUGUCGGGCUAUUCAGGGGGCGGCGUAUGUGGGUAGCGGCUGACGCAGGUGACGGGGUAGCGCGGUCGGGCAGCUUGGUUGCCACUCUUGCUUUCUCGGUUCUCCUCGUUCGGCUCGAGGCUUUCGGGGUGGGGCUGCUCGGCGUCCGUACUUGCUUGCUUCGUUCGUCUUUCUUCGUGCUUGCGUCCUGUCUUUGUUGGUUCUCUUUGUCGUUAGAAUAUUAGGCAUCAAAGUGAUUUUAUGCUAAUAUAUUAUGCUAGUGCUAGACUUGAGCGCCCGGCAGCACUCCUCCCACUGGGUUCUUCACUCUCUACACGCACGUCCCCCGCCCCGGCGUGCUUCUGCCUCCUCGGCUUCUUCUCAGCCCGACAACCGUCUGGCGGAGCUGAUCGGCGGGACAGGAGCAAGGGCGGGGGCGUGGCGGUACUCAAAAAGGAAGGCGCUGCAAAUCAUUGCCCGGAAAAUUUGAAAAUUUUCCAAGUCCUCUCUUCAUUAAUUUAAAUAUAAAAUCAAAAGUCUGGCCUUUUUUUUUUCUGAAUGUAACCAGAGCUGACAGUCAUGAGCUGUCAACAGAGCUGACGCGUUGGGUUGCGCAGGUCCAAGCGCGAGCUCUGAACUCGGUCACGUAUGCCAGGGCUUCGCAAUCGUUUGGACGUUUGUCAGCGAGAGUAAGCAAGUUCAGAGCGUAAGAACGGCGCGCACGUGAGUACAACAAGGAAGCACGACAGAACAAGCCAGGGCGAGCAUCUUGGGCGCGUCGCAUCUUAUCGCCAUCUUUCGGCAUUUGCUGCGAGCAAGAUAGAUUGCGAGCAUGUUGCCACGUGUAUGCAAGUAAGCACAAACGUAAAAAAUAAGGUAAGCAAUUUUCGCGGAACUUUGCUACAACUUAGGGAAGGCACUCAAGUGCCGACGCAAAUCCCAAAUACAUGGAUGGCAGUUGUUGCGUGAAGAGAGCAGUCAGCCGCGGUUGCACUAGUUAGGCCGGCUCCACCGCGUUCGUAUUCAUAUAAGGGCGAAAGUUCUGAGUUUGAGACAGACUUUGAAACUUGAAACGAACCUUCGAAGCUUCGAGCGAAUUAAGGCUCUGGCUGGGUUUGGAGCUGCAUGGAGCUAGCUCCAGGCCCGAAGCCUCAAGCGUAGAGCUGUUUGCUUUUUGGAAUCAGUGGCGGCCCUUUGCAUAUCUAUAAAUAUGUCCCAGGGAGGGAGGCCCGCCCCGUUUGUGGAUGGAGCGGCGGUGGCGGCCGCGUGCCCUUUUUCUCGCGGUGGCGACAUGUAAGUAAGGACUGCGCGCGGCGAAGGCUUCAAAAGGCUGAGCCGGAGGCCUCUGGCGGCUGUCCGCGUGUGCCGCACAGGUGUCUUGGCUCUUGGAGUUGGGCCCCAUCGAUCAGGGGGGCGGCCUCUGGGGGCCGGAGAAUGAAGGCGGCCACGGUCGCGAGGCUUGGCCGCUUUGGCGCUCAUCCCCUCAAUUAGUGACAGCGCCAGCCGCCACCGGACGCCUGGGAGGUAGUCGAGGACCAAAGGCGAGAAGGAGCGGGGGCAAGGCGUGCCCGCCUGGGUUCAUUCAUCUGUCGGAUACACGCAGCACGGCCACGGCGAAAGGGGUCAGGCUGUGUUACCUGCUGCCCUCGGAGGCCUCCCACCUCUUAAGGCGCUCCUCCUUCCAGUGAGGAGCCCGCACGCGGGAGGCCGGUAGGGUACACGCAGCACGGCGUGGGGGGCUUGUAGAGUACAGCAAGCAACGCGGCAAGGGGUAGGGGGUCAAGCGGUGCCACUUUUGCCGCCUUCGGAAGCCUUCCACCCACGGCCACGGCCGCAGGGGUUUGGGUUCUGACUGUAGGGCACAGGCAAGGAGCCGCGAGGACGCGAAGGUGGGCGUGUCGUGGAGGCCUUCCCGCCGGGUAGUUCCUCGACUCGAGAAGAAGGGGCCGGGGCUGGAGGCUUCCGCCUCAAAAAUUUAGAUCGAUCGGGGGGUCUUCAGCGUUGAGCUUUGGGGCAUAUGAAUAUAAAAUCAAAGUUUUCAGGUUUUAAGUUUCAGCUGAAAUUGCGACUAAAGCUCGUCGCUGCUUAAAUUUUUGGUAAGCCAUGGCGCAUAAGUUCGCGAGGCAUAUAAACGCAAAGCUUUUUGGCUAGAUUUUUGGUUUUCAGUUAUUUCUGCCAAGCCAUGGCUCAUGAGUUCUCAUGAUCAUGGGGUCGCGCGUUCGUGUGUUUGCGUGUUUGUGUAAAUUCAUGUGUUGAGUUUGUUAGUUUGGUGGUGUGUUGGAAAAGAGUGGGAGGGAAGAGAUAUCCUACGGGGGGUCGCUUGUUUUUGGUUCAGGUGCUUCGGGUUCGAGUGCUUCUGGUUCGAGUGUUUCUGGUUCAAGUGUUUCGGGUUCGCGUGCUUCUUGUUCAGGUGGUGCUUCGGGCUCGAGUGUUUUUGACUCACUUCAAGUGGUUUUGGUUCGAGUGUUUUCGGUUCCGAUGUUUCUGGUUCCGGUGAGUUUAGUUCAGACGCUUUCGAUUUGGUGGUUGGAAGGAGAGUUUUUGACUUUUUUUUUGCUCUUUAAUAUCAAACUAUGGGGGCGGGCGAAUGGGUUAGGCUCUUGAUACGAUCAUCACAAAGACGAGACGUCAUCGUUUGGGCCGGGCGUCAAGGAAUAUAAUAUUCAAUAUCAAUUCUGGUCAUUUUUCUUUGAAAUUUCUAAAGUGAGCGGACCAGAAUAUUCAUUUUCGAGGCGGACCCGAUCGCGACUCUGCACCUCGACGAAAUUGACCUUGCUUCUACGGAUUUCAACUGGGUGAAAAGCAUUUUCGGCAAUAUCGAUGAAUACGGGGCAACGAGGUUUCCGUCGACAAGCACUCCGGUUUUGCCUUCUAGUGGGUUUCUUCAAGCCCAACGAGCGCAACCUCCUCUAGGUCAGUUCUGGAACGCUUUAUGGUGACCGAUUCUUGUGAUGUUGUCCUCUGGUCGUUCACUGGUCAGUCGUACGAAAUAACCCGUCCCACAACUUUUUCUGGAAUGUACAUCGGCGAAGGGUGAAAGACGGCAUAUCUUUUAGGGAAUCCUGGUAGUAUCACAAUCGCUAUCAUGUUGAAGGUCGGCGUCAUAUCAAUCCCUCUCACUCUUAAUAGAUAGGAUUUCAUCAUUCUUCUUCUCUAAUGCAGCCGCGUGUUGUACCGUUUACUCCGCCUGGCCCCGUUCCGCCUCUGCACCCGCGGCCUAUUCCUGGAGCAGUUCCGCUUGGGCAGCCAAAUUUUGCUGGUCCUGGCGCUCCGGUUCCGCAUCCGCAGCCUCACGGUCCUGGAGCAGCUCCGCUUGUGCAGCAAAAUUAUCCUGGUCUUGCUCCUCCGCCUGGUCCCUCUCCGCCUCUGAAUCCACAGCUUCUCGGCCUUGGAGCAGUUCCUCCUGUGCAGCCAAAGUUUCCUGGUCUUGCGGCUCCGCCUGGUCCCGUUCCGCCGCUUUAUCCGCAGCCUCUUGGCCUUGGAGCAGCUCGGCUUGUGCAGCCAACUUCUCCUGGUUCUCCACUUCCGCAGCACACGCGGCAGUCGUCCAUUUCCUCAGCAAGGGUCCGAGGAGCAUGGCAGGCCAUGACGGAUGGGCUAAAAAGGGCGCAGCACCCUCUCCGUGAACAGGCAGGAGCCGCGCUUCACAAUUUGGUGGUGGGUGAUGUUGAGCUUCCGGGGGCUGCAGUUCAGGAGAAUGGCAGGCAAAAAAUUCCUAUAUAAGGCUAGUUUUUUCCUCCACUUAUUUGAAAUCCUUGAGUAACGCCCCGCUAGAGAAUGGUCGGUCCCACUUUUUGCGGAGAACAAUACUCGGAAGAAAAUUACUAUUAGUUACUAGCUCUUGAUCUUCCUAGAACAAUUUCUGGAGAAUGAAUGUGAAAGAGCAGGCACUCUUCGUCUUCUAACCUAACACUUACUCUGAUCCUCGCGCUGGCGGCCAUGUCAGCAACCACCUGGUACUCGCCCAGCAAAUUGGAAAAGGAAGCUUUGGCACUGCGUACGUGUCUUCUUGCAUUUCGGACCCGAACCAGGAAUGCGUUACUAAGCAGAUCAAGGUGCAGAACGGAGAGAGCGAGAUGACACUGUUGGCAUCCGAGAUUUUCAUCCAGCAUGUCCUUUUAAGGUUGUGUAUGUGGUGCUUGUGUAGAACGGAGUCCUAGCAGACGUCCUCCACCUGUUCGUGGUACUGCUUAAGCAAGCUAUGCCACCAGAUACGGAAACUAAGACUCGAAGUAGCAAUCAGAAGACAUCAAUAAAUAUACGACCACCAGCAGCAAAACCUUUCUCGUUGCGUUGUAGUUUUUCUUUUUCUCGCAUCAGUUAAUCGUAGUAUUUUUUUGUUGUUUGCUUUUGCAGGAUGCCUGAAAUGAAAAACGCCCCGUCUUAUGUUCGUUAUCAUGACUUAUUAUAUUUAUGCCAGGCGUCACUAGUGAAAGCCCAUCUACUAAAUAUGAUUAUGGUCACCCUCUUCUAAUAGUGUGGCAGUGGUUUGAGCUUAAAAAAGGAUCGCGAGUCUCUCCCAUUUUCACAAAUGCGGCGUUCGAGGCGGAAUCCUUUAAUGCGAAGCACGCGGCUCGGAUGGUAACACUAAGGCGACGACGUCAAUUUCAUCCCUCUGCGGAGGGAUCUAGCAAACAUCAUAUCAAUCAAUCCUGGGGAGAAACUCAGGAACACACUUCUAUCGAUCCGUUCUAAUCAGCACGAACUGCAUUCCGAGGGUCGACUCCGCCUUUUUCGAGAGCGAUGGGCAGGGAGGGUCCGUGUACCUUGUGAUGGAACGGGUAGAUAAGCCAGAUGGCGGCGCAACCGUUAUCAGCAAACUCGAAGCCUUUUACAAUUGUCUUUGGAUUCUGUUCAACAUCGGAGCCACGCAUUCUGAUUUCAAUUAUGCUCGAUGCCUCUAGUCCGCGUCUAGUCAAUAGUGCAUCACCUUGAUGAGGAUUCUUCAUUAGAAUUUGGAGUGUAAGGAGGAUGACAGCGAACGGUAGAUGUAGUACAAACAUGCGAAUAGUGAGCAGCAGUACGUUCGAAUUUCACGAAUCCACCUGGAACGCGACUAAGUACCUCUACCUCAUCUCUAGAAGCCACUUACUUGCUAAUUUGUGGCCGACAACCUUGGACUGAGCUUGCACAAGCCGGGUCAAAAGCAGGAACCUCGGCUUUUGGAUUUUGGUUUGUCGACUCUGUGGGUUCCUAAUCCACAAGCCUCCUUGGCAGAACCAGUCAUGCUACCGGUAGUUGGAUAUCUCAAGAACAUACCUGGCGGAAUUUUCGGGACGAUGCCGAUGCUUCAUCCGAACGGGUUGCGGAUUCGUAGUUGCUACGACACGACGCAGCAGUUUCGAAUACGGCCGUUGUUCGUUGAGUAAUUCUUCACUGAGUGUAGGACAAAACAAGGCGCUGCUGGGAAACGCCACAUAUAGAAUGGAUUGCUUGAUCGAUUUUUCUAGAAAGACACAAGCAAGGGGUCCUCGGUUCUUAAAAACCAGCUCAGCGCGCAAUCUAUACCCAUUUUUAACUCGGUAAAAUGAACUCGGAGGGUUUUUUUUCUAUUUGGUCGCUUUUCAUCAUGCUAGAUCAGCUUCUCAUUUGGGGCCUUCACUUAAUGCGGGAGAAUCCUCUAGUCCUUUUAGCCAGAAGCUUAACCCUCGCUCGCACAGUUAAGCCGCAAAUAAAGACUGGCCGCUGUUGCCUUGAAAAAGGUGACAGCUUAGGUCCAGCGACGCUCAAGGCCCACUGAGGGAGGAGGGUGGCUCCCCUCCCCUGCCGGCUUGGGUUAUUCUUCCUGUUUUUUAGAUAUUUGGCUUACUAGGGUAGAUUUUUAGAGGUCCUCCUUGGCUUGGGUUAGCCUGCUUCACCUCCUCUCCCCUUCCUUACUUGCUCUUUCGUCCUUCUCCAUCUUCUUAGACUUUACAUUCCCUUCGCUUUGCAUCUUCAUUAACACUACGAAUACUACUCAGACUAGUCUUACUGUUCUUCCUUUUAACUCGGUAAUUGCUUUUUAGUUAAAAUUACAAUUUAUUAUUGACUUGAUGAGAACCACCAUAGGGAAAGGAAGUCCAAAAAUGACCUCAAGCCUCAGUCUCCUAGCUGCCUACGCGACAGCAUACAGCAGCAAGGCUAGUGACUUGGCUCUAAUGAUAUACUUUUUCGUUUGAAGAGAUAGAAAGAUCUUGGUCUUCUUCGGUUCAAAACCUUAUUAUUGACUUGAUGAGAGAAGUGAUGCGCAUCAAUUUCAAUAAGAUACUCCUGCGCUAAUUCGCGAGGACCAGGCACUCCUGAACUCGCAAUUGAUUCUUGGUCUGCAGAGUGACUUGUAUGCGCUGUCUACGACAUGGGUUGGUUUGCUGUCAGCGCAGGGUAUGAGCGCGCGAGAUGUUUCGGGCGUGUUUCCAUUUCUCGGAGUAAUUUGCGGGUACCAGAUUGACGACACCCUACGCGAACAAAUCUUUCGACAUUUUGGUGGGACAAACGGGGUGUUGAGGUUAUGACCAAAGUCGAGUAGUAGACUUAUUUCAUUGAUACAUGAGAAUAAGAUUGAUCGAUCGGGACUGUAAAAUCUGCGAUGCUCUUCGUGGACAUAGUUGUUGUAGAGAAAAAGGCCAACUAGAACUAGGCUGGCCCUGUAGAGGAGGGCUGGGAAAGAUGUCACUUGGAACUAGGCUGCAAAUACUAACUUCUACAUAUUCAGAUUUAUUUUGUCCUGACGCUGACGGUUGCCGUUUCGCUUUCAGUUAUACGUUGCUCGGUUGGUAUUUCUAUUUCUUCUCUUUGUCAUCUCUCUGACUCUCUCAUGUCGGUUGCUGCGUGACGAUCCAUUCGACCGGUGUAGGCCCGACGCCAACGAUCCAGACUGCCACCCUAAAUCUGGAAAGGCAAUGAUUAAGGGUUCAUCUCAUAUUGCGUCUCCAACAAGUGCAAGUGUUUUCCUUGACCUUUUUCUGUUUCUCUAGUGGAAAGGCGUCAAGAGUGUUGGUUUGAAGAAUGCAAUAGCGCAAUCUUUAAUAUGAUGUUUGCAGAUCUCUGUAAACCAGAGCAAUUCGGACUGACUAAGUCUGACGUCGACCGUCUCGACCACAUGAUGAUAGGAGGGAGGCUGCCUCGUUGCUACCGCGGAUACACCACAACGCAACUACAGGGGAUCCUCUCCUACUUGAGUUAUGAAGAGCGACGCCUGAUUUCAGAUUUACCUAUAUUUGAAUAUACUGCACAGGGAGGGCGGGGCGGGAGUGGGGGCUCCCUCCCUGGGGCAUAUAUUUUCUAGGGCUCAGGGCUGAAGGCCGCUCCCCAUCUAGGGAGGCUGCGAGGGGGCCUCCAGCCCCGGACCCUUUUUGCCGAGAGAUGGCCAGGCGGGAAGGCCUCCAAACGCCCUCCGCCGCGCCCUCGCGGCUUAGUUCUUGCGUGUACCAUACAGAAGCCAAACCCUUGAGGCUGUUUAAGCACCGACGGCCGGGGGCGGGAGGCUUCUGAAGGCGGAAAAGGUGGCAAGGCUUGACCCCCUUGCCGUGUUGCAUGUCCCCGACGGGUCUGCCAGACCCCCCCACGUGUGCGGGCCCCUCGCGGGAGGAGCCUCCCGGAGGGCGGGAGGCCUGCGGGGGCACCAGGUGGCAAGGCUUGGCCCCUUCGUUGUGCUGCAAGCAUGUGUCUGACAGAACCCAGGUGGGCACGCUUUGCCUCCACUCCUCCUCGCCUUUGGUCCUCAACCUCCCGGGCGUGUGGUGGCGGCUGGCGCUGCCACCAAUUGGCUCAGGGGAUGAGGGCAACCCAGCAAAAGGGGCCGGGGCCAGGCUUCGCGACCGUGGCCGGCUUCGGCGGCUUUCUGCCCCCGGAGGCCGUCCCCCUGAUAGGGUCGGCCCAAGACCAACAGGCAGCUGGGACGUUCUUGAGGUGCACGCGGAGAGCCGUAAGGGGACUCCGGCUCCGCCUUUUGAGGCCUUCGCCCCCACCACCGCGAAAAAAGGGCGCGCCGACGCCGCCACAGCUCUACCCACAGGGGGGGCCUCCCUCAUUGUUACAUAUAUGGGCUUUGCUAGCCUGCGACGGACUCAUCAGAAUUUCUUACUCUUGUUCAGCCGUUGAAUAGAUAUAGCAACGGUGCCUUAGUCGGUGUACAACGCGCUGAAGGGUUGAACUUGAAGGAGGCGAACUAGUACUGUAAAAAGUGGGAGCUCUGUUUCAAGUUGGGGGUAAUCACAGACAGCAUGAUAAAGCUGUCUUUUCAUACGCAUUCGCAGACGCCGUUGAUGACACGGGAGGGAUUCGAGAUCAUUGCCACAGGGCUACGAGUUACAGCUGGUCGGGCACCUAGUCCGCCUUUCUCGCUCGUAAUGUACGACGCUGAUGCUGAGAUGCAGAAGGGAGGGUCGGUACCUUUUAACUUCAUCCAUCCGCAGCACUAUUAUUUUGAGAAAUAUUAAAACAGUCCGCAGGCAGCGGAUAUCGACCGAUACCGAAUUAGAAGACCCUUCCCGAGGGUGCGCGCUCCUGUAGUGAUUUGGCAUACAAAGUAGAUAUGUGCAGCUGUAUGAAUAUUUAUUAUUGAUCUUAUCACUGAAUAAAUACACUUUCCACAAAUACACUGCAAGAUGGGCGAAAUAGUUGGAAGGUGGCAGAUUCUGCAUUAUUUAUAGGGCCCCUCUUCCUCCGAUGAGUGAGCACGCUAGCCCACGCACCACCUGACUCUUUUGUUUGGGAGCGUGGCGUUGAUUCAAAUGCGUCGCGCCGCCUGUUGAAAAAGAUGAGAAGCGGGCUGUUUCUGUCUUGUGUGUAUUUUCACUGCGUUGCUAUUUGGUCCAGUGCGCUUUUCUUACUCACUUAAUUACUCAACUAAAGUAAAGCUAAACCACUCUAAGGCCUUGGCUUUUCUAUGGCUCAUCUCUCAGCCUCAACAGAUAUUAAUGAAGCAAACAGCUCCAACAGGUUGGCGCAGUGUGGAACCCUCUCGGAUGGGUCUCCUUUUUAGUGUAGUCGUACUUGGGCGACGCCGUCUUUUGAUGGACUUGAAUGCAGUCCCUUUUUUUCAGUUGUCUCAUCCGGCUUAUUCACCGCAACAACUACAACAGGGUCCCCCGAUUGGUCGAUUGAUGCCGCAAGGACAGCCAACGCCAAGUGGCCAAGAAGGAUUACCUGUUGCUCCUGUUGCGCCACAAGCUCCGCCUGUGCGGCCAAGUGGCCAAGGAGGAUUUCCUGUUGCUCCUGUUGCGCCACAAGCUCCGCCAGUACAGCCAAUUGCUCCAGUUGCUCCUGUUCCGCAGCCAGUUUUUGGCGCUCCCGGUGUACCGUUUGGGCCAGGUGAUCAGUUCAUCUAUCCAUCUGCGUCGCAAAACACUCCUCCUAUGGGUGGCCCGCCUGGACAGCCAGCUGCAUUUCUAUAUCCCAACCAGCAUGUUGGUCAGGCGCUGGCGCGUGCACAUUUUCCUGGUGGUCCUCUUCUAGCACCUCCGUCGCCAGCUGCGCCUGCACCACAAGGUCAAUCGCCGCACGGAUAUUACGAUAAUAACCACCCAGGUGCGCCAGCUCAUCAACAACAACCACAACAAAUGGGUACUCCAGCUUCCUCUCGACCAGCUCUUGAUGCUCAUUACGAUGAUGUUCUACACGGACUUCUCGAUAUUAAAUCAGGUCAUUCUCCUGGAAGGUAACUAUCAUGUUGUUACGUCUCGAAGUCAACGACAACUAUGGACGAACGAGGAAGACUGGAAAAGACUAGACUUUAGUUACUGGGAUGUUAUAAUAGACAGAUAGUAACUGUAACAGUGUGGAGUCAUCGAAGUCACAGUUUCUACAGCCUAAAGCAGGGAGAAGCUUCAGAAAUUCUCUAUUCGUAGAAAAUGUAGAUAGCUAUUCUUCAAUAAUGAAAGUUAUACAUAGUUAGUAUACAAAGAAAUGAGAACUACCAAUGACUCAGAAUCACUUACAGAUCAUCUAGAUCAAUGGGGAUAGCCGCGUAACACACGGCGUUGCAGUAGAUGGGCAAGCGUUUCGAAUGGUUUUACAUAAGAUCGGAUCGCAUAUUACGAUGAAGAAUGGAAGCCGACGCCCAUCAAUCGUAUUCAACAAAGUAUGGGGCAUGCAUGGAAUAACCACAAGAAAGAAAGCGAAUCUAUUUGUACAGCAGUCGUAUUUGUUUACAACAAAGCAGAGCCACACACGGAAAAUAUCGCAAAUGUAUGUACCAAGUUGAUCGAUGACUUGCGACGUUAUGGGAAUAGGAAUAAUAGACUCAUAGAAUCUAAUAUUAUAGUUUUUGUUUGUUUAAUAAGAAUGCGCAUACAACAAGGAAAUCAACAAUUAUAUGAAGUCAAAAAUGUACGUAGCAUUGAGAAAAUUUGGGAUGUCAAUUAGAUAAAAAAAGAAAUCAGGAAUCAUGAAAAUAUAAGCAGCAUCAGCAUUGAGUCACAAAAAUAAUAAAAGACGACUCUUCAAGAAAGAACGAAUAAAGAAUGUCAUCAGGGGAACAGGAACAAAAACCAUAUCUAUGUAUAUUUUAUUUUAUUAUAUUAAUUGGGAAACGCAUGUUGACUUGACCACUAGACUAUCUACGCACUUAGAGCAUAUGUUUAAGCAAACGACUAUGAUGAAUGGGGUAUUCCAAGAUCGGAUAAGUAGUGACGUGUACAGGAAAC
This is a messenger RNA of Amoebophrya sp. A25, 13870 nucleotides long. NCBI's taxonomy places the organism in Eukaryota, Dinophyceae, Syndiniales, Amoebophryaceae. The record is from the annotation of a GenBank genome assembly.